CCGGGCGCCCCGCCUCCCCGCCUCCCCGCCUCCCCGCCUGCUAUGGCCGCGCCCCGCGCCCUGGCGGCCGCCGCGCCCGCGUCCGGGAAGGCCAAGCUGACGCACCCGGGGAAGGCGAUCCUGGCAGGCGGCCUGGCGGGCGGCAUCGAAAUUUGCAUCACCUUCCCCACCGAGUACGUGAAGACCCAGCUGCAGCUGGACGAGCGCUCGCACCCUCCGCGGUACCGGGGCAUCGGGGACUGCGUGCGGCAGACCGUCCGCAGCCAUGGCGUCCUGGGCCUGUAUCGAGGCCUCAGCUCCCUGCUCUACGGCUCCAUCCCCAAAGCGGCCGUCAGGUUCGGGAUGUUUGAGUUCCUCAGCAACCACAUGCGGGAUCCCCAGGGACGCCUGGACAGCACCCGGGGGCUGCUGUGCGGCCUGGGUGCCGGCGUCGCCGAAGCUGUGGUGGUCGUGUGCCCAAUGGAGACCAUCAAGGUGAAGUUCAUCCACGACCAGACCUCUCCCAAACCCAAGUACAGAGGAUUCUUCCAUGGGGUCCGGGAGAUUGUGCGGGAACAAGGGCUGAAGGGGACCUACCAGGGCCUCACAGCCACCGUGCUGAAGCAGGGAUCUAACCAGGCCAUCCGCUUCUUCGUCAUGACCUCCCUGCGUAACUGGUACAGAGGGGACAACCCCAACAAGCCCAUGAACCCACUGAUCACUGGAGUGUUUGGAGCUGUGGCUGGUGCAGCCAGUGUCUUCGGGAACACUCCUCUGGAUGUGAUCAAGACUCGCAUGCAGGGCUUGGAGGCGCACAAAUACCGGAAUACAUGGGACUGUGGCUUGCAGAUCCUGAGGAAUGAGGGGCUCAAGGCAUUCUACAAGGGCACCAUCCCCCGCCUGGGCCGGGUCUGCCUGGAUGUGGCCAUCGUGUUUGUCAUCUACGAUGAAGUGGUGAAGCUACUCAACAAAGUAUGGAAGACAGACUGAGUCACUGAGGGGGUCUGCAUGGGGGCUGCCCCCAGGUGCCUCCAGACCAGUACUCCCACUGCCCUCUUCUCACAAUUCCAGUGCAGUCGUGCCAAAAGGCCCCUUUCCCCUGUUCCUUGCACUCCAUGGCCUGGGUCUAUCCCCUGUAGCCAUCGAGUCCAUAUGUCCCUUAGUGCCGUACGUCCCCUGUGGUGUGUAUGACACCACUAUUGUGUCCAUGUGUCUGGCCAAGGUUAGGUAUCCGUCUGGCCUUUGAAUCUGUGCCCACUUGUCCAUGUGCUUACUCAUGAGCCGUGUGCCUGUGUUUCAUGUUCAGUGUCAAGUGACCCUGUGCCCCGCUUCCCGGGGUGCCCAUGUGGCUUGGGUCCACGGCCCUGUAGCCAUGGCCCGGUCCCAGCCCGGUGCCUUCCACCCUGGGCAGCAGGGGCACCUGCUCCAGCCUACCACAGCUGCCUCCGGGCCUCAGCCUGGCCUCACCGCAUUCCAGGGGCUACAUGCCCCCUGCUUCUCCCGCCACUGGCCUUAAUUGGCCCUUGGGCCCUCCCUCCGCCCGGGACAGGGUGGCAUCCGCCACUCUCAGGACCACCCUCCCAAGGCAGAAUAAACCGGAUCCUGUCGCAGCCUCCUGUCCCUGUGUGGGCCCAUCUAUGGGAUAACAAUGGCUGUGCCUCUGCAGAGAGCAGGCCCACCGCCUCACCAGAGGACAGUGGCAGGAGUACAGGGAAGGAGGGCAGCAGGCAGGCUGGUGGGUGAGCCAGCUGUGGCCACAGCGUCAGCUCCCAAGAGGCCUGGCUCCAUGAAGCCAAGGAACAUUUGGACUCUCUCCAGGCCAUGCUUGUGGCCUUUGGGCAAGGUUCUGCAGGGUCAGCUAGUAGACAUGCCCUUGGGGUCACCUGGCAGGCAGCACUGAGUGAACAGAGUGAGAACUGCCCAUCCCCAGGGGUUGGGCCUGGGAGACUGCACGCCAGGACCCUUGACUGCCCCUCAGCCUAUGGCCCCGCAUACCUUACUCCCUCACAGUUUCUCUGUGGUCUGCUUGUAGGGAAGUGCUUUGGGGCAUCCAGUUUCUGAGGCUCUGAGCAGGGGGGCUUUGCUCACUUCUUUACCCUGGCUAAGAGACAGCUGCUGUGGGGCAGCAGGGAGUAGAACCGCCCAACCAGGGCCCCAGGACCCCACCUCGCCCCCAGAUCAGAAGCUGGGAACCACAACCCAGGGCCAAGUGGAAGAGAUCCGAGAGCAGGAUGGAAUAAACCAGGGCCUCUGACUGCAGGGGCAGAAGGUA
This is a messenger RNA of Canis lupus familiaris (dog), 2251 nucleotides long. It is a transcript of the gene SLC25A1, whose product is annotated as solute carrier family 25 member 1. Gene Ontology annotation, biological process: mitochondrial citrate transmembrane transport. The record is from RefSeq and is a predicted model, not a curated record. NCBI's taxonomy places the organism in Eukaryota, Metazoa, Chordata, Mammalia, Carnivora, Canidae.